AUGUUGGAUAUAUCACUGGUACAGUUUGACUUCAAGCUGAUUACUCGUAACAGAGUUGAAAAGAGAACCAGGGAAUUGGCGUGUAUUUUGGAUCGAGAUGAGCUCUUCCAAGCAGACAAAUAUCUGUAUGUUGUUGAUCGAGCACAGCGGAGGCAUUUCGAAGCGCUGAAAGUGAUACUGAGGAUGAUAGGAAAGGAGGCUCUUGCGGAAAAGAUUGAACAUUUGCCCUAUGGGCGAGUGAAAGGAUUAUCGACGAGGUAA
Cooperia oncophora is the source of this 261-nucleotide messenger RNA. NCBI's taxonomy places the organism in Eukaryota, Metazoa, Nematoda, Chromadorea, Rhabditida, Trichostrongylidae. The record is from the annotation of a GenBank genome assembly.